Messenger RNA from Epinephelus fuscoguttatus (brown-marbled grouper), 1897 nucleotides. RefSeq lists its product as uncharacterized. The record is from RefSeq and is a predicted model, not a curated record. Lineage: Eukaryota; Metazoa; Chordata; Actinopteri; Perciformes; Serranidae. The coding region runs from base 66 to 1094 and encodes 342 amino acids. The transcript has 2 exons.
AGAAAAACAGGAACACAGAUGAGACCACAGAGAUCAGAUACCCGACGGCAGCGGACUAACAGAGGAUGAUGAAGAUGUCAGGAAGAGUCACGAGUUGCUGUGUGGCUCUGUUCUUUGCCCUGACCUCUGUGACGGCUGUACGAAGACUUGAUUCAAUCAACGAUUUGAAGAAAAUUGACUUUGGCCAAUCUGUACCCAAACACAGUCUUAUGCUGCUUCACUGGUUUGCCAACACAGUUGACAUCGACAAUAACAAUGUCAUACAGCUGACCUUUGACCCAAACCGUGGAGAUUAUGGUGCACAUCAUUAUGGCAACUAUGAGAGGAUCUUGGACCCGCUGCCUUUGGGAAAUAGAUACUACACCAUUGGCAAUCUCAAUCAAGGAACGUCCAUGUCUCUCCCACCUUAUGUUGUCCACUCCCCAACAGAGUACAUGGGAACAAACAGGGAUAGGAUCAUAAUUCGCGUCAGGGAGCAGAACGCAGGACAGCAAGCUUUACCGAGGAUAGACCGAGUGUAUAUCACACAGCAUUACGACACUUCUGAACGUCAGGGCACACGUUAUGAUCCAGCUCAUACCUACCAAAUCACUACUAACCUCUUAAGACAGAUCAGAGAACUUUCUGUGGGACAAAACCAACAGCUACUGCGGUAUCUCAGAAACCACUAUGGAGGUAAUGCAGAGCAUUUCCUGUUAAGGCACAUUAGAGACACAUGGGGUGACCUUGCUGGCCUUGGACUGUUGCUGCUUAUUGUGAUUCAGGAGAAGCACUCCUCUAACCAAGACAACAACAGGAAUGGAAACAGAAGAAAUCAUAGGGAUGAUGACUCUUCAGAGAGUGAGAGCAAUGAUUCUAGAGAUUUACGAAACCAAGGUAUGUUUGUACUGAAUAUCCCUGACCACAAGGACCACCAAGCCAGCAGGAUGACUGGAAGCAGAGAAUCAGGUGGUUACAACACUUCAGUACACUGGAACGACAAGGAGAGGUCGUCAUGUUGUACUUGUUGUAAAUGUUGCAUUUGUUGUAUCGCCUGCAUAUGUUUCAUUUGUGUAAUUUGUACUGUGUUAUACUUUUGGUAUAAGUUCAAGUAAGUCACAAUUUUAUUUCUUAUGAGGAAAAUUGCUGCACAGCAGUUCAUAAGCAAAGUGGGAAGAGAAAUAUAAAGAAUGAAAACAUAGAGGUCCAAGAGAAGACAAUGAGGUGCAAAUAGGAAGCAAACCCAAAGUAUAUACAAUGUCAGAAUCAAGUAAACAGUAUGAAUCAUAGAAUAUAAACAGGUCAAUGCAAAAGAUCGGUCUAGGUGUGGCUGCACAAAGAUAAGUAUGUACAGUAUCAAAUUUAAAGUACAGGUACUGUAAGAGUAUAUGCUCAUGUUCAUGAUGAUACUGCACAUUAUAUCUGAUUAUGUCCCAUGAGUCAGUUUGUUGUAAAUGUUGUAAUGAGUUGUAAUGUUAAAAAAUGUAAUGUUGUACAUAAGACAGUUAAUCCAGACAGAAAAGAAGGUGAGAGAAAGUUACAAAAGUGCAGUUUGUUGAAACAGCAGAAAUACCUCUAUUCUAAAAGGAUUUGAACUGAGCAAAAUGCCUUUUAUUGUAUAUUAUAAUGCACUGCUCGGGCAUGUUCAUAAAGCUUCAGGCCUCAUUUAUGCAAUGAUAUCAUGCUGCAGCAUGUACAGUCUAGUGGUAAUGACUCUCUGAUGAGUCAUCCUGUGUCUGCGAGAGAAUGUACAUUGCUCUGAUGGAUAAAUGAAACAGAUUACUGAAAGGCUCUAUUGUCUGUCAAGCACAGCCUUCACUGAUCAUGUAAUAGAUUUUUUAAAAAACGGUAUUUUUAAUUUAUUGUUUUGUAUUUUUUGUAGUGUUGGAAAUUGUGUUUUUAUUAAACUAUAAUGAAU